AUGUCUUCCGAAAAGGCCAGCCACAGCGAUCCCGACCCAGACAUUGACGUCGAAGCCGCCGCGGUGCCCGACACGCCCGAGUCCCCUGUCGACAACAGCGAGCAGGCGGCCGAGAAGCCAGCCCCCAAAACCGAAGAUGGCUUCACGAUUGUCGACUUUGACGGCCCCGACGACCCGGCGAAUCCCAUGAACUGGUCGGCGCGCAAGAAGUCCGUCACCAUUGCCCUGGUGACGCUGAUGACGGUGCUAUCCCCCAUUGGAUCGACCAUCAGCUCGGCCGCCGCCUCCGACAUCAUGCGCUUCUUCGGCUCCGACAACCAGACCGUCGGCGCCCUCGUCACCACCAUCUACCUGCUGGGCUACGCGUGCGGGCCCAUGGUCAUCGCGCCGCUGUCCGAGCUCUACGGCCGCGCGCCCCUCUACAAGAUCUGCAUCAUCUGGUUCCUGCUUUUCCACGUCGCCUGCGCCCUCUCGCCCAACCUCGCCGCCCUCGUCGUGUUCCGCUUCCUGGCCGGCGUCGGCGGCUCGUGCCCCGUCACGCUGGGCACCGGCAGCAUCGCCGACGUCGUGCCGGCCGCGAAGCGCCCGCGCGCCAUGUCCGCCUACGCCAUGGGCUUCAUCUCGGGCCCGUCCAUCGGGCCCAUCAUCGGCGGCUACCUGACGCCCGCGGCCGGCUGGCGCUGGGACUUUUGGCUCAUGGCCAUCCUGUCGGGCGCCAUGGCCCUCGUGGUCAUUGCCGUCCUGCCCGAGACGUACGCCUACGUCAUCCUCGACAAGAAGACGAAGCGCCUCAACAAGGCGGCCGCCGUCGCCGCCGGACAAGACGGUGCGCCCCCCGUCCGCUACAAGAGCAAGCUCGACUCGGGCCGCACGCCGCGCCAGCACUUUGCCUUUUCCAUCGGCCGCCCGCUCAAGAUGCUGCUGGUGCCCGUCGUCUUCUUGCAGUCGCUCUACGCCGCCGUCGUCUACAGCUACCUGUACCUCUGCUUCACCACCUUCCCCGCCGUCUUUGGCAACCAGUACGGCUUCGGCAGCGGCGCCUCCGGCCUCGUCACGCUCGGCUUCUUUGUCGGCUGCGUGCUCGGCAUCCUCUUCUGCGGCGGCGUCUCGCGCCGCAUGGUCGUCUACCUCGCCGCCAAGAACGGCACCGGCCCCAAGCCCGAGUACCUGCUGCCCACCCUCGUCGUCGGCGGCGUGCUCAUGCCCGUCGGCCUCUUCUGGUACGGCUGGUCCGCCGAGGCCCGCACCCACUGGAUCGUUCCCAUUCUGGGCACCGGCUUCCUCGGCUGCGGCGUCAUCAUCACCUACAUGGCCAGCACCCUCUACCUCGUCGACGCCUACACCGUCUACGCCGCCUCCGUCACCGCCUCCAGCACCAUCCUGCGCUGCGUCAUGGCCACCGUCCUGCCCCUCGCCGGCAGCGCCAUGUACGACCGCCUCGGCUUCGGAUGGGGCAACUCGGUGCUGGGCUUCAUUGCCGUCGCCUUUUUGCCGCUGGCGGUCGUCCUCUACGUCUUUGGCGAGCGGAUCCGCACGACGAAGCGCUUCCAGGUGAACUUUUAG
This is a messenger RNA of Sporothrix brasiliensis 5110, 1563 nucleotides long. RefSeq names its product Major Facilitator Superfamily protein. Bases 1 to 1563 code for a protein of 520 amino acids. The transcript has 2 exons. Gene Ontology annotation, molecular function: transmembrane transporter activity. The record is from RefSeq and is a predicted model, not a curated record. NCBI's taxonomy places the organism in Eukaryota, Fungi, Ascomycota, Sordariomycetes, Ophiostomatales, Ophiostomataceae. Gene Ontology annotation, biological process: transmembrane transport.